This is a messenger RNA of Malassezia japonica, 1575 nucleotides long. RefSeq names its product tau 95 subunit of transcription factor TFIIIC (gene TFC1). Gene Ontology annotation, cellular component: transcription factor TFIIIC complex. Gene Ontology annotation, molecular function: RNA polymerase III type 2 promoter sequence-specific DNA binding; RNA polymerase III type 1 promoter sequence-specific DNA binding. The coding region runs from base 1 to 1575 and encodes 524 amino acids. The record is from RefSeq and is a predicted model, not a curated record. NCBI's taxonomy places the organism in Eukaryota, Fungi, Basidiomycota, Malasseziomycetes, Malasseziales, Malasseziaceae. The transcript has 5 exons. Gene Ontology annotation, biological process: transcription initiation at RNA polymerase III promoter.
AUGGCGGCGGCGCCGUCGUGGCAGGUCCCACCCGAGACGCUUGUCACGAUCGAGUACCCCGGCGUGGUCCAAAAAGGCACAGCGUCACUGGAGCGUGCGCUUUCGACGCUCUCGCCAAAUGUCGGCCCGACAGACGGGAUGCCGAGCGCGGCGAGCGCGCUCAGGCACCUCGCACGGGUCCUCUCGCUCGGAGGCAAGCUCGUCGAGUGCCGCCUCGCACCGACCGACGGCGAGGAGGGAGACGCGAUGCAGAUCUACCGGCACCCGUUGCUCGGCGAUAUUGUGAGUGGGAGCGAGCUCGUAGUACGCAUCCAGAAGCGGAUAUGGCGCUGCACGCAUGCGGAUGGCCGAACCGAAGAGCGCAAAGAGUACCUCGUGACGCUUCUCGGCGGCGUGCGUGCUACGGUGCGUUUCCGACGCAUGGCCGACUUUGCGUUCCGGCCGGACGUGCCGUCCGGCGCACACGAGCACCCGACGCUCGCGCUGCACCGCGCCUUGGUCGAGAUGAACGUCGGCGCGAUGCAGCGCUUCCGCUUCCCCAACGAAACGGAGGAGUACGAGGUGCUGGACACAGAGCACGGAAAGCGCAUGCGCAGCGACCUCGCCAUGAUUCCUCCGCCGAUCUUUUCGCGCAUGGAGCUGCCGUUCAAUUAUGGCUAUCGCCAAAACCCCGCGUCGAGUCUGCAGACGGUCUCGUACGCGUCGACGGCCAAGCGGUCGCGGCGCACCGCCCGGAAGGGGCAGGCGGAUACCGAGACGCCCGAGCCGAACCAGCGCAUUCUCACACGGUACCUUAACCGCUCGCGGUGGCGAAACAUGGCGCCGACCGCGCUCAAGUUUGCCGAGGACGCCCCUGCGCCGACCGAGCCCGAGGCGGCACUCGCGCAGGUGCCCCUCUCGGACCGGCACCAAGGGCUCCUCGCCGAGCUGCACAAGCGAUUUGACGAGCGCCCGGUCUGGUCGCGGCUCAGUCUGCUGAAUCAGUUUUCGGUGAGCGAGGCGCGGACACUGGUGCAGGCCAAGGAGCUGUUUGCGCUUGUCGCCUAUACGUUUGCCGAUGGGCCGUGGCGCGAUACCCUGAUCAAGUUUGGUCACGAUCCACGCACGGACCCCGAGAGCCGCUUCUUCCAGCGCAUCCACCUGCGCGGCAAGACGCCACGCACGCCCGCGACGCGGGGCGUGUUCAAGGCCGAAUACGGCGACGUGUCGCAGAGUGUGCGCGACGCCCCCUCUCCUCCUGCCUCUGAGAUGCGCGCCGCGACACACAUCUUUGACGGCAAGCACAGCGCGCUCGCCUCGAGCACGUUUCAGCUGUGUGACAUUACCGAUAUCAGCAUCGUCCCCCUGAUCCAUGCCGAGGGCCCUACCAACAUUCGCGAUACGCCCGACGUCGCCACGGGGUGGUACACGGCCGAGGCAUGGGAGUCGAUCCGUGCGGCGAUCUCGCGGCAGUUCCAUGCGCUGCUCAACGACGCGCCCGCGCCGUCUGCGUCGGCCGCGGAGCAUGCGCGCCUGCGCGCCCCGUGGGACGAGUCGCAGGACCCCCCCGGCAGCUCGUCGAGUGAGGAUGCAUAG